AUGAAAGCCGUGAAGAUUGCCAUAAGGGAGGACUCUGUAUCCAGCAACUCUGUAUCCGUGAGUCAGUACAGUAGUACAGAAACUUGCCGCCCUCCCCUGGGCCAGACAGACAAGGAGCUGUAUAGGGCUCGCAGACAGGACGACUGUGUUGAUGAGUGUUUCCGGUACACAAGUGGAGGUAGUAGAGUAGGGGUAGUCAGUCAGUCGCGGGGUCAGUCAGUCAGUCGCAGUUCUACUACCGGCCGCGAUAGUCAGAUAGAUGCCAGUGCCCCCCUGUCUCUGCACCGCUACAUUUGCUGGAUGCUUUACUGCAGGAUAGAAUGCUGGAAGAUGUGGCUUGGACACCUGGCAGUGUGCGGCUUUCUGUUGCUGCCGUCUCUGUCCCUCGCUCAGAACCACACCUGCCAUCGCACAAAGACAGUGGAAGUGAGGGUAGCUGUGCCUCUCCAGGAGCCUGCCACAUUUCGCAGCUACACCUGGUGUCUCAAGGUGCCCCCUCGCUGCUCCAAGUACACUGUGGUCAUGCGAGAGCGUAUAACCUACGAGACAGAAGUGCGUAACGAGACUGUGGUGGAGUGCUGUCCCGGGUCCGUGUGGCUGUACAACGUGUGCGUACCUGCGUGCGCAGCAUGUGCCAACAUGCGUUGUGACACCCCACGCAAUUGUUCCUGUACACCCGGCUACAUCGGGCCCCAAUGCAACCAGACUUGUGAAGUCGGCUGGUGGGGAGACCGUUGUGCAGAGGCUUGUGUCUGCAGGGUCGGAGAAGAUUGUGACCCCGUGUCAGGUAGCUGUAGCCCCUCCACUUCCACUCUUCCCCCUACAACCACUAGCAUCCCCUCUCCCCCCACCAAUACCACAGCACCACUUCCUUCUAUCAGCUCCACAACGGUGACAGCCCUACCUCCCACCAGCCUACCCUCAACCUCCAGCAUUCCGGUGACGACCACGCCCAACACAUUCGUCAACCUCACCCUACGGGAGCCCGCCACGUCCGCCGAGGACUUGACAGACUUCAACGUGAUCCUGAAGCCCCGAACCAAUGACUCAGUGAGACUCGUGGCGACCAAUGAGGAUGUGAACAGUUUGAAUGCUCUCGGGGACCUAGACUAUCCCGUCUUACCGACGGAAGUAGUGGAAUCGUAUAAUUACGAACGCGAACAGACUAAGAACAUGGAGAUGAACAGUUUGAGUGUGAAUGACAGUGGCUCGAUGGUGAACGACAGAUGGAUCGGUGAACUGGGAGCGCACUCCGGUGUCACCCUGGGCUCUGCGUUGGGCCUCCUCGCUCUGCUUGUGGUCGCAGUCAGUGCUGUAAUACGCUGCCGCAACCACAAAGCUGCACAACACCAGGUGGCUCCGGUUGACAAAGAUGUGCUCCAUCUUGUCGCCAGGAACAGUCACUAUGCAGUUCCAGGACCUCCUCCAUUUUCAUUCAUCAAUGGAUACAAUAUGGACUCGGUUACAGGAGAAGAGCGUGAAGAUAACUACGACCACCCACGCAGUGCUCGCUGUUUAGUUGUCAACGAACCAAUCUAUGACGAACUGCGAUACUAACAAUCAUGUCCUCACCCCUGUACAUAUACUGCCUAGUACAAACUCCACUGUUACAUAUUUAAAAAUAUAAGCUCUGUUAUAUGUUGGUACUAAAAUAAAUUUUCUUUUUAAA
Molecule: messenger RNA, 1669 nt
Organism: Homalodisca vitripennis (glassy-winged sharpshooter)
Lineage: Eukaryota; Metazoa; Arthropoda; Insecta; Hemiptera; Cicadellidae
Exons: 8
Coding region: 1-1557 (518 amino acids)
Molecular function (GO): protein binding; scavenger receptor activity
Source: RefSeq, a predicted model, not a curated record